Molecule: messenger RNA, 981 nt
Organism: Effrenium voratum
Lineage: Eukaryota; Dinophyceae; Suessiales; Symbiodiniaceae
Source: the annotation of a GenBank genome assembly
AUGGCGGGCCCUAUCAUGAAGAACAGCGUGGACCUGAAGCUGGACAUGCGGACCUAUGGCGAUCCAAGCAACCCUUGCGUCAUCUCCAUCGUGGGCACCGGGGCAUCCAUGAAUUCCAUGAACCCCAUAGUAGAGGGCCUUGCCGAGCGGGGUCUCUUCGUCAUCAACUUCAACCCUCGGGAUGUUUGCGGAACUGAAGCUUUCCGGCAGUGCGAGGCGCUGGUUCCGGCGGACAAGAACUUGAUGGAGGUCAUGGGGACCCUCUUCGGUGCAGAUGGAAGCUUCAAUCUCGAAACGGACUUUUAUGUGCCCUACAAUUGGUACGAUAUGGCGGACGAUGUUGCGCAGGUCAUGGACGCUCAGAAGGUGUCAAAGCCAAGCAUCAUUGGCUUUAGCACCGGUGGCGGCAUUGCACAGGUGGCGAUGUGUAGGUUGCAAGAGCGCCUCAGCUCUGCCGUCAUUUGCAGCUCCGUCUAUGACCUGACGCCUUCCGAAAACCCCUUGGAGAACCCAGCCCUGAAAGAAAACAUGGCGAAAGUGGCGACCUUGACACCAGAGUCAUCCAAGGAAGAACGGGUGGAGAUGCACUUGCCGUUCUUCAAGACUCUGUUCGAAGUCUCUGAGGGGGACCCGAGAGAGGACAUCCUCAGAAAGGCCAUCGUGGACGACUGCGAGAAGGGCUGGGUGGACGUGUUCGGGGGUAUGAACCCCUUCUCCACGCUGGCCUGGGCCGGUUUCGCCAAAACUCACGAGGAGCACAAGGCGAGGCUCAGGGAGAACAAGGUGCCGUGUCUGGUUGUUGCCGGAAAGAGCGACCCGCUCAUACCCUUCCGUGAUGUGGAAAAACUGGCGGCAAAUACGGGCUCCGCAGCUUUUCUGGCGCACGAGAACGGGCAUAUUCUGGGCCCGGCGACAAGCAAUGCAGAGAUGCUGAAUGCCAUAGCAGACUUUAUCCGGAGCAACUCCGCGAUGAUUGCUUGA